CGUUUUGGCCCGCGGUCUCUAGUGACGCGUAUGACGUCACAACUCUCAAGCGGAGUCGAAAAUGGCGGAGCGUCGACUGUUGUGCUGACCCGAUUUUCACACAGCAGUCAAAAUGGAUGGAGAACUUCUGUCUUUGAAGUGGAACAACCACAGGACCACCUUCUAUCAUGUCAUCAGUGGUCUCCGUAAUAAGGAGACGUACACUGAUGUGACGUUGGCAUGCGAGGGCAAGUUCUACCCCGUCCAUAAACUGGUUCUGUCUACGUGUAGUGAAUACUUUAGUGAUAUUUUUGAACGUACUCCUUGUAAAAACCCCGUGGUGGUUUUAAAAGACAUACAGUGCCGUGAUAUAGAGUUCUUACUAGACUAUAUGUACAUUGGUGAAGUGAAUGUGAGACAGAAUGAACUCUCAUCCCUUAUAAAAGCGGCUGAAUGCCUAAGAAUCAAAGGGUUGGCGGUGCCAGACGAGGAGCCAAAAAAGGCCUCCAGUAAUAGUGUUAGUACAAGUGGAGUGCAACAGAGUGCGAGGCAACGGCCUGAACAACCCAGUCCGCCAGCCAAGAGACGGAAGGCGGAUGACAGGCGGCCGACCUCUAUAGGAACAGAACACAGCCCAGGUAGACCCCCUGGAGACCCCACUCCCACCAGCCCAGAUCGCCAGAGCCAUCCCCAGCACCAGCACUCAAGCACCGUAGACUUAGGCAGUGCGAGAGAACAGCCGGAGCAGCAGCAAGGUGGUGACGUGAGCACGGACAUCCCAACGGUACAAAUAAAGGUCGAACAAGAUAACUUCGAAACCACAGGCCAAGAUGACUACACCUCGGUUCAAAGUAAUAGCUAUGACGACGGGGGAGGGGAUGAUGGGGAUGGCCCCCAGGGGUCUGAGGGUAACACCAAUGAGUUCCCAGAGUUCCUCCAGUCGACUGUGGAAAAAGAAGAGCCUGUGGCCAUGAGUGACUUUAAUCCUAGUGAUUUCCCCGGGCCUUCGGGUCUACAAAAUAGUGGUUUAGCAACUUGGGAAAGUGAAAAUAGUUCAACAAACUUUGCGGAAGGUCUAUCUGGGGCUGUUGCAGCUGCAGUUGCUGCAGCAUCCCAGCCUCAGCGACAGCAACAACAGUUGGGGUGUGACGCGUCGCAGGGGCUUAGGUGUAGGCACUGCGGACUAUUGGCGAGGAACCCCUACCACCUACGGCAGCAUGUGAUGAUUCACACUGGGGAGAGGCCACUCAAGUGUAACCUUUGUCCAUACUCCUGCAUCAAGACUAAUGACCUUAAGAAGCACAUGGACACACACACAGGGCAGAAGAGAUACCAGUGUCCAUUUUGUCCCCACCGUAGUGCGAGGCGGAACAGUAUGAGACUGCACAUUGCCAGCAGGCACAGUCAGUUGACUGAUGUCCACCCGAGGUCCUCCAGCCCUUGCGGUCAGAGCUCAGAGCACCUGGAACAGUCUCGGAGUUUACGGAGCCAGGCCGCCGCUGCUGCUGCGGCUGUGGCUUCUGCUUCUUCGCUCAGCCAGGGACACUUCCCUAGCCAGCAUUCCCCAAAUUAGAUUAAGAAGGGAAGUUUUAAUGCUUUUUAAACUGCUGAGGAAUGUUAUGUGUGAUUGGUUGAAAAGGAAAAUUGUAAGAAAUUAUUUUUCAGCUAGCUUAUAGGUCAAUAUUUCCUUGCUUUCUCUGUGGUAAAUGAAAUUGAAUGUGUAUAUAUUUUGAUUUUAGAUAACUUCUUAAGACAGACAGUUAUUUUUAAACUGAAGAAAGUGCCAAUAAUAAAGUUUAUUAUUGUGAAAGAAGCCAAAUUAUUUAAUAGAUCUUUAUUAAUACUAUUUACUAUGAUUAUGUCCAAUUAUUUAUUUACCUAACAAUAUUAUUUUUUUAGUCAAGCAUGUAGUCCAGUUAAGGCAAGGCCUUUGGGCGAAGAGUCACUGUGUGGCCCAAAGCACCAUAGGAAACAAAUGUUGCAAUAAUGAAAGCAUGCCAAGGUAACAUUGUAAUCUUUCAAUUCAAUUCUGAACCCUGAGAGCUAAAUAUGUUGUGCUUGUUGACAAUGCUGAUAUAGGCCAACACUUAUUAAAAGAUCAGAGGUUUAGGGAUAGUGGCACACAGACUUGGCAGUCAGUUAUAGAAACCAGUUUACAAACAGGGAUUGUGGAAGUCUUAGCUUGCAGAUCAAUAAAUUCUGCUAGGCUAUUCUGUUUGUCUUUUUAUCCAUUUGUUAGCUCUUUUUUUCUCCCUCUAUAAAUCUUACCUGUUUACAUGUACCUAUUGUAACGAUCAGAUGUCUGUCUACAUCUGUGUUAUUGUUAAUUUUGUAUGUCUCUAUGUUCAUAUGUUUCUCUUUGUUUCUAUUAUUUCUAGUAUGUCAACUGUAUUUGUGGUAAUAGGUUCAGUAUGUAAAAGUUUAAUGGAUAUGUGCUAAGACAUGAAAUUUGGUCAUGGCAAAGGUGUAACAGCAUGAAAGUUGAUAAUGGGUAAGAGGCAUAUAUAAAUGCAGAUGAUUUAAAACUUUUUGUAUUUUUUUCAUCACAUUGUUUAACAGAUUGUAAAUGUUAAUAAACCACCCAUUUCCCCAUUAUUUUGUGGAACUUGAUAGUUCAUUUAAACUGAUUGAUAUAUGAUUUUGCAUCUGUUCUAGUGGUUAAUACAUCUUGGAGUCAAGUUGACCAUUGAAAAUUUUGAAAAACAGUUAUAUUGGAUAAAAUGCAGCUUCUGACUGGGUUAUUUUUUUCAUGCUAUUAUUGCCAUAGUUGUAGAGCCUCAAAAUUGAUUUUACAUAUUUAUGCCCCAAGUUUUAAACAGCAGUUUUGUGAAAUAUUAUUAUAAUGAUCUCUAUAAUUUUAUUGAAUAACAAGGUUCAGAGAGUCUGAGUCUCAUAUAUAGAUUCUGUUCCCAGGUUCACAUACAUACAAGCUUGAGAGCUUGAUUUCCUCUCUAUAUUAAUAGUGAGCUUUAGGACAUCUCUGUACUAAGGGAUUCCAGCAAGUCAUUUGUGAUGUAUGCUCAUUGAGCGAGUUAUUUUUUUGAAAAAAUAAAACCUUCGGCUGUUUACAUUGUCAUGUUACCAUAAUAACAAAUUCAAUAGCACAUUUGAAUAUUGUGAUAUUUUGUCAGAAAAUUACAAAAGAAAAGUUUUUGUUUUAAAUGAUUAAUUGUUAAGUCUGAUGUCAAAAUGAAAAAGUAGUGCUUUCAGCCAUUUAUUGUGAAACUAAAUUGGCUCUUCACUGUCGAUUGUUCAUAAUUAGACAGUACAAGUUUCUUUUGCAAAAUUCAGUCGUGAGUGAGUUGUAGCUCUUUGGUAAUGAGCAAGUAAGGUUGUUUGUUUUGUAUGUACAAAAUUUUUUGUAUUUGAUAUCCCAUCUUCAACUCCAUUGUCUUCCUAUCAACUACACUUCUGUCUUGUAAAGUUAAGGCCAUUUUAUGAAAUCAUCUUGGCUUUUCAAGAAUAUGAGUUUUGGAAUAAUAAUUGGACAGUUAUUGCAACUUGCACAAAGUGAGAUCUCAUAAUUUCUUGAUCAACGAAAUAUUUAUUUUUAUUUGGCACUUCUGAGGCAUUAAAACAUAGGUAGACUACUUAGGAUAGUUCAGUUGUUGCUGAUAUUUAAGAAAAGAAAAUGUAUUUUAUGUGCCAUAGUGUAAAAACAAAGUAAAGAGCUUUUUAAAAGGAUUGACCCUUUUUUAAUAAUCCUUCACAGGAGGAAGCACUCAAGUAUGUUACACUUUCAUUUUUUCUUUAUUUUUUUCAAUAUUGUUAUGUUUGAGUAUAAACAUCUGGAAAUGAGAGGUGAAGGGUUAGGCUCUGUGAUACUCCAGGAUAAUUUGGAAGUUGCUUUGUGAUAAAACUAUGAAUUUUAGAGGUGUGAGAACAGGGUGGUUCAUUGGGGUAAGGAAGGGUGUUGGGUUUGUGUUCUAUUUUCACAUGAUGAUGUUUGGUGUAAGUGUGGUGUUCUGAUAAUCAAUUUGUUUAGGCUUCAUCUCCAUGUUCAUGUCCUUCGUACGUAAUUAUCAUUUUUUGGUAAUUAUCAUUUUUUGUCUGGGAACCAAUGGUGAUGGUUUCUUAGUGGGAAUGAAAUUCAAAUAAAAAUAUUAAGGGGAAGGAAAAGUAACACACUUGUAAAUUAUAUUUUGCCAGGUGAGAUUUAGAAUUCAAGUAACAGGUGUUUGGAUAUUAAUAUUAAUGGAAAAGUUGUAUUUUUUUUUUCUGCAUUGU
Penaeus vannamei (Pacific white shrimp) is the source of this 4206-nucleotide messenger RNA. Lineage: Eukaryota; Metazoa; Arthropoda; Malacostraca; Decapoda; Penaeidae. The record is from RefSeq and is a predicted model, not a curated record.